Messenger RNA from Debaryomyces tyrocola, 111 nucleotides. NCBI's taxonomy places the organism in Eukaryota, Fungi, Ascomycota, Pichiomycetes, Serinales, Debaryomycetaceae. The record is from the annotation of a GenBank genome assembly.
AUGGAAUUGAGCUUUGAUAAAAUACUUCUAUUUGGCGAUUCGAUAACUCAACAUGGAUUUGAUCAAAGUUCAGGUUUUGUAUUUGGAUCAGCCUUGCAGGAAGGUAUGUAA